Messenger RNA from Varroa destructor (honeybee mite), 4321 nucleotides. Its product is annotated as serine/threonine-protein phosphatase alpha-2 isoform-like. Gene Ontology annotation, molecular function: protein serine/threonine phosphatase activity. Lineage: Eukaryota; Metazoa; Arthropoda; Arachnida; Mesostigmata; Varroidae. Gene Ontology annotation, cellular component: nucleus; cytoplasm. The record is from RefSeq and is a predicted model, not a curated record.
GAAUUAGCAGAAUCGGUCGACGAUUGUACGGAGCAAGGCGCUUCAGUUGUCAAUAUUUGCAACACAAAGUCAGAAGAGUGACAGCGCAGGCAGCAGCCUCUAGUGCGGCUACUGCCUUUUGACUGACAGUCUGGCAGGUCUACCCAGAGGCCCAGUAAAACGAACAACCAAAUUCGUUGUAGAUCGUUGCUCGUUCCACCCUCUCCCGUUGUUGAUACGGUUCCAGCGACCCUUGCCGCUGUGAGCGCGGGACGGCAUCGCCGUGUGCCGUUGUUCCGAAGCUCUCCGUCGGUCGUAAGAACAAGCGCGUUGGCCAGCCAACUAACAGCAACCAGCAAGUGCGGAGCAGCGGCGCAGUAGGCGCGAUACUAAUAGGCCACAGGGGCAGACUGUACACCUGCUUCGGCCUACGGCUUCUAGAACCGAAACGUGCGCAACUUCUACCUCUUGUUCCAUAGGCACCAUCCUUUCUAUCACACGGACAUUAAAUUAAUAAGAAAAAUUGCCCGCUAAGCGUUUGUAUGUCAACGAGUAUUAAUAAUCAGGCAGCACCAACAACACGAACAGAGUGGCCGAUCGUGUAACAAUUAGUAUGUCGCUAUUUUCUCCCAGUCAGAGCUGGCUCGUUCUUCCUUUUUUUGCUGCGUUCAGGCAUUGUGGAUCAUCAGCAAUAAAAGCAGUAGGAGUUUCGGGCAGUUCCUGCACGUGAUUCCGUGAUCUCGUUUGGUGAAAGCGCUAGGCGGCAGUAUUGUCGGUGAGUCCGACAUUGCAUAGCUGUGUCGCCAGCUGCCAGUAGCCAGUGCGUCAGAAGUGUUGUUGCGUGUUUUGCGUGCCAUCGUCUUUCUUUACUAUGUGUGUCUGUCGGUCGGCGAGCAGCAGCCCGAUAAGCCCAUUUUGUGUGCCUUCCCUUUUCGCUGGCAGCUGUGUUUAACAGAAGUAGUCAUAUCAUAUGUCUCUAUUUAUCGCUCCGUAGAGUCUGUGAUCGUUAACAUUUGCCAACAACCGCACCAACAACAAACACACAUAAUCGCCCCGUCAGUCCUCCGAUCAGAGCAUCGAUUAAACACUGAUUGUAGACGGUUGGAAAUAUAUUGCUGUGUUUUCUGCUCCUCUAAGCUAAAUUAUUUUUGUCGGAUAUUUCUACACGUGGGUUGAUAGCCAGUAAGUGCAAGUACAUUUGUCGAAGUGACUCAGGAGUUGUUCGUGAUUUCUGAUUGAUAAAGGUGCGGGAACGACACACAUUCAAACCAAAAAAUUCUGAUUUGGUAUCAUCCACGAUGGCCUGCGCAUCACCAAGACGCUCUCCGGCGACACCGCGCCGGCGUCUAAAAGGACCGCCUGCACCGCCGCCUGUUGAAACUCUUCCUCAACUAGCAAACAUCGACUCGAUCAUCGACAAACUGUUAUUCGCAAGGAAAACGCCCGGAAAGAUGGUGUCUUUAGCCGAGCAGCAUAUCCGACAGCUCUGUCAGGUAUCUCGAGAGAUCUUUCUUUCGCAACCAAUGCUACUUGAGUUGAAUUCGCCGGUCAACAUUGUCGGCGACAUCCACGGCCAGUACAAUGAUCUGCUUCGGCAUUUCGAUAAGUGCGGUUAUCCACCAACGAGCAAUUACCUGUUUUUAGGCGACUACGUUGAUCGAGGGAAGCAAUCGAUCGAAACAAUUAGCCUCGUCCUCGCCUACAAAAUUAAAUACCCUAACAAUCUAUUCCUACUUCGCGGAAACCACGAAUGCGCAUCUAUUAACAAGGUCUAUGGAUUCUACGAGGAAUGUAAGCGACGGUACAGCAUUAAACUUUGGAAAGUAUUCAUCGAUUGUUUCAACUGCCUUCCUGUCGCGGCGUUGGUAGAAAACACCAUCAUUUGUAUGCAUGGAGGCUUAUCACCCGAGCUGGAUAAUCUCAACCAACUCCGAGAUAUCCCGCGUCCGAUUGACAUUCCCAAUCAUGGCCUGCUCUGCGAUAUACUCUGGGCAGACCCAGACGACGACGUAAUCGGCUGGGGCCAGAACGACCGUGGAGUUUCAUAUACAUUUGGCGGCGAGAUCGUGCGGAGUUUUCUCGAAAAGCACAACUGUUCCCUCAUUGUGCGGGCCCACCAGGUCGUCGAGGACGGAUACCAGUUCUUUCAGAAAAGACAGCAGUUGGUAACAAUAUUUUCGGCACCGAAUUACUGCGGGGAGUUCGACAAUGCGGGAGCUAUUCUGUGCGUUUCCGAGGACCUCACCUGUUGGUUCAGUAUACUUCCGCCCCUUAAGCCGAAAGUUCUGCACGUAAAGAACGGACGUAGAUGAUCUUCGUUGGAGCAUUCUCUGCAGUCCUUUGGUCUUUCGUAUCGAGCGGGGCAAACGACAGUUAUCGGGUAACCAGGAGAUGAAAUACAACGAGGAAAUCAACAAUCGUUCGAGUGUACUGCUCCUCGAGCAUAUCGCAAAUCAUUCGUUCGACAGGAAAAAAAAGUAAUCGCUGAAUAAGUUGCAAUAGCAGCUAUCGAGUACGUUGAACAACUUUAUUCGGACGAAUGAUUUAAUAUUAUUGAAGUUAUGUUCGAUUUGUAUAAUUUAGCAGGCAAGGACUGCUGAAGUAUUGAAUGCUUGAAAAAGAGAAGUAGGUUCCCGAAUACAGAAAGCGGAAACACUCAUCCAAAGCUGGCCGCCUCUUGCAUCUUUCAAUCACCAAUAGCAGCAGUGAAAGUCAGCCAUUUUUCCACUACCGUUGGUAGACUGAUGUCUUUCGUGUCUUUAAUGACGCCCUCUGUUCAUCAACAGCAGCAGUAGUAACAACAACAACAACAACCACCUACCUUCUCAGCUUUUCAGCAAUAAGUUAUCUGUAACCCCGUGUAGUUAUCUGGGCUCGAAUGAGGUAUAGCAGCUCAGGACGAUGGCCCUUAAUCAAACUAGCCCAAAUUACCACCGGCCAAAAAUCACUAAAACGGUAAAUGAACAUACAACGAGCGUUCAGCCCAUUUUCUUCGUUAAUUUUUAGCACAGAGAUUGUUUGAUCGAAGGAAGCUUUAUUUACAUAUACACAAAGGAAUAUAGAGAAUGUCGUAUAGGGACAAAAACAUAUAUACAUACGCAUUCACGCACGGAAUACAUCAUUUGCAGAGUAGGUCCUGUUAGUUGACGGGCAUUCGACUAGAAAUGUAUGGAAUAGGACCAGAGAUCUGUUUUGCAAGCAGCAUUCCAAAUACCAACCAGUCUUCAUUAUUCAAACCAAGAAAGGUGUCCUAGUUUUUCCCAGAGACUGGAAAUAACGAUGACUCCUUCAUAACAAUAAUAGUCACACAUAUCACCGAUACGUGGUAAACACCAAGUACACUUAGAGGCUCAGCAUUUGCUGGCCAAAUACCUACCGGCGAUUAGCUGACAAAGAACAUGGUCCGGAAAAGAAAACACAGUUGAAACCUAAAGAUACGUCUACAGGAGGAAACCAUGACAUACAGACAUGUCGUUGCGAGCAGAUGGUGCAGAGGUGCUAUCGUAAAGGUGUAGAAAGCGCCUGCGCGCUAAGGUAUGGGUGAACGUUAACUAGUCGAUUGUUACAUAAGGUGGGAAAGGGCAGUAAAUAACAAACCUAGUAAUUAUAAUCAACAGGCGCUAUUAUGAAUAAUUAUUGUUACAAAAGUAGGCUUUAAGCAAAAUAGCAAAGGCCUUGUUAGAUGCGUGCGCAAAACCCCGUCAUUGUGUUGUCAGAGAGGCCCUAGUAAGCGGCGUUUCAUGUCCCGUUCAAGAUGGCUCUUUUUGCAGGGACACCUCAAAUUCAGUCUAUUUCCAUGCAUACAUUCACGUCACGUAGACGUCCGUAUCAGAGGGGAGAAAGUCAACAGCUUGUUGAUGCUGUUAGUUAGCCGGCCGUCCGAAGAAUUGAUAACAGGUGAUUAUAUAAUAAAAGCGAAAGAAGCAAGGAGGCCUAGCAGAAGAAGAACGAACGUAAUGUAGGAAUAGGAACUAAAUAACGAAGAUAUCGGAAAGUCUUGUUUUAAAAUAGCUAAAACGGAGCGUGAUGAAUAUCACAACGGCACUUCUAAAAAGAAACAAUUGAAGACGGAGCAAAAAAAAGAAGUCAUUAAAGAAUCUGGAUGAGGGCAGGUGAAAUCUAAGUCGCUGUUGUUGGUCCGCCGAACUACACAUUUGUAUAUAUAUUAUAACAUAGCAAAUGUAUUUAGCACAUCCGUCUCAUAGACGGUUGUUUAAGCAUAAUAGAGAAUUACUAUAAUAAAAUAAUUAAACGGGUAAUUAUUUAAUUCACUGUACGAUGCACUUUUUUCAGGACGUAAUCUAAGCGUGUUCAAUGAUAGGUAGUUAGGUAAAUAGGACAU